AGGCUACUUUUGUCCCACAUAAAGACAUUCACAGAUGUCUCUCCACGCGAAGAGCCAUCUCCCCUGUUACGACAGCACAGCACAGCCUGUCUCUGUGACAACUGCCGAGUCGCGGUAACAGAGACAGAGAGAGGGAGGGAGGGACAGAUAUAGAGAGGAGGAGAAGGACUACCACGGAGCAAAACACAUUGCCUUUUUCUCUCUGAUAUCCCCCCUCAUUCGCAUGUGUUUGUGUGUGAGCCUGCACGGAGGAGAGAAGGAAAGAUAAUUAAGCCGGAGAAAUUCUUCUUCUCUGUCUUUUAGUUUCCCUCUUUUCUCCAUCCAUCAUCCAAGGCUUGAAUACCGGUGUCAGCUGCCACAGCGGGAUAAAAUAAAGGGAUGCUUUGAAUGCUGUCUCUGUCUAUGACAAGGCACACAGAGAAGCAGAAAGAGGCACAACAAGCAGGGACAAAAGCAGGACUUUGAUAAUGAAUGGGAGUCCUUCCGUAGCAUGUGGUAGGAAUAGCAGUCCGUCACUGAAGUCUACGAAUAAGGAGCCUGCCCUUACGACGUGACAGUGCACAUGGUCUGGAUACCACCAGCCGUCCUGCAAGCCCUGCUACACUCCAGAGCCAAAGAUCCACUCCUCUUCAUCACCAGCCACAGCGCUCAUAACCACCGCCCUCCAAGUUUGUCCAAUUAAGGGAUGUAUGAGGACUUAAGAGGCCAGGGUUACUAGCAGACCACACUACAAAAAAACUGACGAGAUCCUUGCUGGCUGCAGACGGGCAGAACACUGUUGAUUCUCUCCGGGUGGUGUUUCCUGGGUGUGUGAGGAGGAGGCAUGGCUGGUUGAGAUGUCGUGGACGAUCACACCACUCAGCUAGACGUGCUGCUGCUGCGCUGUGUGGGCCUGGCUCCUGCAGCUGCACCAUUGAUGGUGCCGUGAUCCAGUUCUAACCGUGGGUAAUGACGAGACAUAAAACCAAUCCUGGAGAUGCCGAAGAGAAGAGACAUUCUUGCCAUCGUGUUGAUAGUGUUACCGUGGACUCUGCUCAUCACCGUUUGGCACCAAAGCGCAAUCGCCCCACUGCUCGCCAUCCGCAAGGCCUGUCACCACCUAGUAAAAGAGAUCUUUAUCAUACCAGAGAGGCUUGCAGUCCAUCGACACCGACUCGCAGAUGACGGAGCCGACAGAGGGCGGAGGGAGGCGGGCCAGUCCAGCGACUCUAAGGAGUACUGCUCCUCUGAUAAGGACAUAGUGGAGGUGGUGAGGACGGAGUAUGUGUACACGCGGCCACCGCCAUGGUCCGAUGGGUUGCCCACCAUCCACAUCAUCACCCCAACCUACAGCCGCCCAGUCCAGAAGGCAGAGCUGACGCGGCUGGCCAACACCUUCCUCCACGUGGCCAACCUGCACUGGAUCCUGGUGGAAGACUCUCAGAGGAGGACCCCGCUCGUUACACGCAUGCUCCGGGAAACGGGUCUCAACUACACCCACCUGAACGUGGAGACUCCCAGGAACUAUAAGCUACGUGCGGACACGCGGGAUCCCAGGAUACCCCGGGGCACCAUGCAGAGGAACCUGGCACUGCGCUGGCUCAGAGAGACCUUCAACUCCAACAGCAGCCAGGCAGGCAUCGUCUACUUCGCUGAUGACGACAACACCUAUAGCCUGGAGCUGUUUGAGGAGAUGAGGUCAACAAGGAAGGUGUCUGUAUGGCCUGUGGCCUUUGUUGGUGGUCUGCGCUACGAGUCUCCCAAGGUCAACGCAGCAGGCAAGGUGUACGGCUGGAAGACUGUAUUUGACCCUCACCGGCCCUUUGCCAUCGACAUGGCGGGCUUCGCUAUCAACCUGCGGCUCAUCCUCUUCAAGCCCCAGGCCUACUUCAAGCUGCGAGGAGUGAAGGGAGGCUACCAGGAGAGCAGCCUUCUCCGGGAGCUGGUCACACUCAACGACCUGGAGCCCAAAGCAUCUAAUUGCACUAAGAUUCUCGUUUGGCACACUAGGACAGAAAAACCUGUCCUUGUAAAUGAGGGAAAGAAAGGAUUUACAGACCUCAAUGUGGAGAUUUGACGUUGUCUCCUCGGGCGAUGGUGGUUGUCUAAUAUGGACCCUGAGAAGAAAAAGAGGCCAUCUCCCAGUGCAAACAGUGUUCAUGUCUUAAUCAUCUCAGAAAAGACUGCCUCGGGGGCCAAAUCCUAAUCCCCUUGACUGAAACUAAACACUUUUAAUAUUGGGAUUACAAAUGCAUCAUAUUAAAGCACAGAUUAGUACAAGAUGGCAAUAUUUAUCAGGUUAAAUGUUGCCAGCAGCACCAACAUGAAGCAGACGGUGAGAGCUGAGCGAUUAAGGAUCAACGGGAGAUCGAUGCUCUCUGAACCUGCAUGACACCAUACUGCGUCUGUAGUGUCCUAACACGAGACAGCACAACACAAACAUUGCAGGGAGAGAGGGAGUUAGGCAGCCAAUGAGAUGAAGCGUUUACUGGCCUGAACAGGCUAAUGAGAUAUCCAUUGUCUUUCCCUCUAUAGACAUGGAUCUUCAGGGCAGGGGAUGAGAUCCUGAGAUCUUAGUAGGGUCUGUAAGAGACCUUUAAUAGACAUGUACUGCAAUGGCCUCCACGUCUUCAGACAGAACAAUCAUGGAGAAUCCGAACAAGUCAUCUCUCAGAAGAUCAAUUCUACUUUCAGCAAACACUAAAAGUUCAAAAAGGGAAGGAAUGUCCUUUUUGUAUAACUAAAACUAUGUCUGCUUUUAUUUAAUUUGCUAGUUUUUUGUGUUUACAUGCAUUUUCUUGCUAGUUCAAAACUACUGACUGACUCUUGCCUCCAUUUUGAAAGCUAAAGCUGGGGAACCAUCCAUUUUCAGUGUCAUUCUCAGACAUGUAAUUCAGUGUGUACUGAAGCUAUUCACUUGAAAUAACUGACAUCAAGAUGGGCUCCUAACUCUUGGGAGGCACACAAUAUUACAGGUCAAAUUCCUAAAAACUUAACUUAGCACUUAAAAGCACUAGUGACUGUGUUCCUAAGUGGAAACACGUGUACAUACUAAUUUAACACAGGAACAAUUAGAGGACUCAUAGUAAGGUCCUCUCAGAUAAAAUGUAACAACUGAAUUUAUAUAGAUGAAAAAUAAAAACAAAGAAUUGACUUAGGCAUUGCCAAGAACACCUCAAUGUAUGACAACUGGCAUAGCACAUGUUCACUCCUGUUUUUCAAUCACAUGCCAUGAACAGUAUAACAGCACAUCACCACGUUAGGUUUAACCCAACUUUGUGCAUAUGUUACAGUAUUAUCAUUACCCAAUGAUGAGCAGUUUGGCAGAUGGCCAUAUAGUAUGCUGGUUUAUAUAACCACAGUAGCUAACUAGUAGAGUAGGACAACAGAAAGCAAUUGAAGUUAUCUAAGCUAAAGGCACUAACAUUCGAGAUAUACAGUCAAAUGUGCAAAAGCACCUACGUUCACAGUGUGUAUUGCCUACAUAUGUUAGAUAUUUGCGCUCGUAUCACAGCGAAUAAUCUAUAAGCCCACUGCAGUGUAGAAAUGUUACUGUAUACUUAACCUCAGUUUCAUCAGCGGUAGACAGACAAUCGUGCUAAAAUGUUUCCAAGAAACAACCAUGGGUCUAUGAACUGUAAGCGAGUAAGAAGACAAAUCAAAUAUACCAUGAAAACUAGAAGAAGAUCCUCUGCUUUGGACAACUACUAGUAAGAUACCCCAUGCUAGAACCCCAGUCUGCAACACCAUCCUAUGCAUGCAUGCUCAGUCCUAGUUUCUUGCCCUGACAAAACUGUACCAUGUACGGGUUGAAGUUAGUUUUGCGACACGCUUUGUGACAAUUCUUGGAUAUAACAGGCAAAACGUAAUGACAAGCACAAGUGAAUUGGUGUCAUGCUCAGCUAUACCUUUGCAGUAUUAAGGUUUCAUGCCCGCUUCAAUUUCUUAAUGUAUCCUUCAGUAAUACCUCAAAUGUAGGUGAAGACACUAAUGGCAAACUAUGAAAAAGGGAGAUUAAUGACCAGGAUAGUUAUGGCCUAUUCAAUUAUCCAAAGCAGUAUUAGAUCAGAUACGGUUUUCCCAUCAGGUACUGUUCCCCCAUCGGAUACGGCUCCCCCCAAAAUAUGCUCUCUCAUCAGGUACUGGUAUUCAAAUGGAUACACCAGCAUGUCAUUUCUGAUCAUUUCUAUUAAAUAGUAUUAUUUAAUUGAGGAAUUCAAACCAAAUGUUUUGCGAUCAAACAACAUCUGUUAAUGUUCAUGUUGACCUCAUCUUUAGGUUUUGGAUUGCACAGCAGUACCAUUAACUUCAUUAGGCAAGAAUCGAUGUCUUCUGAUCUGUUUCCAUUCUCCAAAAUGUAAAGUAAAGUCUGUAUAUUUAUGCGAAAAUCAAUAGAAAUUUAUUUAUUUAUGUAUUUAUUUGAAGUAUGAAUGUCCUCUUGUCAAAUUGAAUUAUAAUUGAACAUUUCUUGGUCCAUGUUUGCCCCCACCCCCUUCUUUUCUCAUCUGUGCCUCUCAGCCACUGAGGUUCAGAAACCACACAGACAAGCUCUUCUGAGGUCACAUUUAGGUUUGCGGGCAACACCAACAAACUGAGACACAACAUUUCAUUGUUUUCCAUCAAUUCUGUAAUGCUCUGACUUCAAUCGCUAUCAAUAGCCUUCAUUUUUAAUGACCUUUCUUAGAAUUGAUUGUGUUCAUUCAUGUGAAUUUAGGAAAAAUGUUAGGGCCUGUCUGCAGAGAUGAACCCAGACAACACUAAGAGUUAUACAUAAUGGAAGUGCAAUUUCAUCUCUUGGACAUUUAAUGGAGCUUGCUCCUACACUGUUGUAAUCACUUAUAGAAUCAUAAGUUAAGUGUAGUACUCUGACGGUACAAAACUCAAACUUCUCCUUACAUCCCUGGCUUUCUCACACUCUCACAGUUGGAUCAACGAGCGAUACUGUUCUGACAGUCAGAAACGGCUUUAAUGUAAUGGAACAGCCUCAUCCGGUGUUUAGCUUCGUAGUGGUACAUACAUAAUGUAACAAAGGUGAUGGCUCAUACUGUACUAGGCUCUAAAUGCUUUCUUAGGGCAAAUCACACUCCCCCUUCCUUUACCUACUUUGAUCCACAGUCAUCUUCCAGCCUUGUGUGAAUCACUUCUUCUGCAUGUAACUCUAAAGGUUGUUCAUCUCUCCUCAUGACUCCUUCUCAGAGAUACCAUAUGACAUUUAUCAAGACAAAUAAACAACUGAAAAGUGAA
Molecule: messenger RNA, 5223 nt
Organism: Oncorhynchus kisutch (coho salmon)
Lineage: Eukaryota; Metazoa; Chordata; Actinopteri; Salmoniformes; Salmonidae
Product: galactosylgalactosylxylosylprotein 3-beta-glucuronosyltransferase 1-like
Exons: 9
Coding region: 977-2056 (359 amino acids)
Biological process (GO): chondroitin sulfate proteoglycan biosynthetic process; carbohydrate metabolic process
Cellular component (GO): Golgi membrane
Molecular function (GO): galactosylgalactosylxylosylprotein 3-beta-glucuronosyltransferase activity
Source: RefSeq, a predicted model, not a curated record